AUGAAAAAACGCAAUGAGGAGUUUGACGACUAUUACGAUGUGUAUGAGGAGAACUGGACCAACGACACUUUCGAGGAACUAGAAUAUACACAGAGCCUCGAAAAAAAUAUAAAAAAAAAAUUAAGUAAAGAAGAAUCAAAGCAAAGUAUAUUUUUCUGCACAGAUGAUAACACCAAAAUGAGUAAUGCCGAGGAAGCGCAGCUAAGUAGGAGCGAUUUAAAUUUUAUCAAUGAGUUGGAAACUUCCAAGGAGGAGAAGGGAGACCUCCAUUUAAAAUUUAGCCGAUCAAGCGAGAGGGGAGGUAGCUCCAAAGGAAAUGGCCCACGAGAGGGGGUAGACCAAUCAGUCGACCAAAUGGAUGAAGACCACCACGAAAAUCAUACAGAUGGUCACCACCCCGGGGACCAAGCAGACGACCCCAUCAGUGACAAACUAGGCGAAAGCAAAAAAACCGAUCAGGAACUAUUCUUAUUUAAGGACAUUUACGAAGAGCUAGAAAAACGCCCGCACGAUGAAAAGGAGAGUAGCUACCCAUAUGAUGAUAACUUCUGCAAAGAAAAUGACGAUGCACAAUUUUUAGAUAAAUUAGAAUUCACCAGCAGUAACAACGAAUCGGUUAACGCUGAAGGUCCGUCGGGCAAUUUAUUUCCUAUGGACAAGUCAUCCAUGGAGUUGUGGGAUAAGAUAAAUAGCAACGACGCGGCAAGUUACGGGAAUGGCGUAGACUGCCUCGAUGGUGAUCCUUAUGGCGACUACGGGAAUGGAGACGGCGCCAAUUUUUCCAACGAGUGUGAUAUAACCCCCCAGAGGAGCGCGGCCUUUCUGCAUAGUGGGUAUAGCAUCUGUGAAGACUACAAAGGAAUUUCCCCAAACGGAAAGGCACAUCACAUGCAGCACAGUAACAGCAGUGCAGGCUUCUCCAUCAUGAAGAGUCGAACUGGCGACUAUGGGGAGAAGUUCGGCGCGCAAACGGAUAGCCCCUUCUCCUCCUUUUUGAAGGAGCAAAUGGGAAUAAGCGAAUCGGAAGGGGGAAGCAAAGACAUGGGUUACUUCAAAAGGGGUGGUAACUCCUCAGGAGGGAGCAAUGAAAGGAACGAGGGAGAAGCAGUGGGCCUCUCAAAUGGGGACAUGCCAGAAGAAAUGAACCCACUUUAUAGUAAUAGAAGCCGAACAGCUGUCGGGAAUUUUUCGUACCAAAGUAGACACUCCCACGAGAGCGCAGACGAUGUGUAUGCUGGGAAGAGCAUCAAAGGAAGGGACACCUCUUUGGGCAACAACAAGGGUUAUGAGAGCAGCAUGACCAAAGGUAACUCUAACGACGAGGAGUCUUUUCAUAACUCCCACGACUACAACCUUUCGAAGGCGAGCAGCAGCCUAAGUUUAAGUAAGCUUAAUGACAGUGGGAAAAAAAACAGAAGAGUCCUUUUGCGUAGUAGUGAAAACGACAGUAACGCAGAUUCUUUGGGGGUUAAUUCGAAGAGCAGCGUGAGGGGGUACCGCUCCCAUGGUGAAGGCAAAAAAAAAGGGGUCAACAGAAUAGGUAGUCACGCCGAGCACACCACGGACACACCAGUUAGAAAAACAACCCCCACCAAAAAAGACAGUGACGCCACUUCAGAAUCUAUGAAGAACAAUUUGAAAGUAAAAAAUAGUAGUAAGAAAAAGGAGGAGAAGACCCCCCGAGGAGGCACCAACCUUGAGGGCUUUCAAAAAAGACGCACCAGUAGCGGCCAUAGCGGGAAAGCAUCGAACAGUUUGGCCUCACCUAAGAAGAACUCUCGUGGGGAUUCUUCAAACGAACUAAAAAAAAGGGACGACUCUGCUCGUAGCAGCUCGGAUAGCGACUCCAUUUUUGCCAACAAGGGAAGGAAAAAUGCCGCUCCAGCUGCGACUGCAACUGCAACUGCCGCAUGCAACAGCAAUGACAGCACGGACAUCUGCGUCGACUUGAAUGAUGAAGAAUCGUGGGAUGAUACGGACAGGGCAAACGACAAAAAGGGGGACGCAAAGAAGAAAGGAAUCGUAGCGAUUAUAAAGGAUAGGCACAAAAAAGAGAAAAAGAAGAAGGGCGAAGCGGAGGGAGAUACCACGGGAAGGAAACGCUCUAGCGAUAAAGGUGGUAGAAAAAAAGACGCGCCGCCUAACCAUGAGGAGCUUGCCGAACAAAGCAACAGUGACCAACUGAAGGAGCUAGGAAAAGAAUUAAACAACCAAAUUAACAAAUUAGAAAGGGAACAAGAUAAAGUGAAGAAGCUAGAAUAUGAGCUCAUUGCGAAAAGUGCAGAAAUAGAACUUGAGAGAGAAGAAAUGAAAAACAGAAUGGAAGAGGAAAAAAAAAAAAUGAUAAAAAAUUUGGAAGAAGAAAAAAAAAAGUGGAACAAAGAAAAAAAAAGAAUUGAAAGUGAAGUAGACAAACAGAGGAGCAUCAUCAUGAGCAAAAGAAAACUAACCAACGAAGUGGCAAUGUUCAAAAAUAAAAUUAAAGAAUUGGAAGAAAAACUGACAGCGGAAAAGAGGCAGCACAAAAUAACUGCUGACAAAUUGAGAAAACAAGUCGAAAGUUUAAAAAUUGAAAAUGAAAAACUCAAAACGGAGUUAAAAAUUUCGGACGAAUAUAGAAGUAAGCUAGAAAAUUACCAGCAGAAAACCAUCAUGAAGUUAGCCACAAAUGUCGUUCAGGAGAAGAUGGUAAAAAGUGCCGAUGCGACGAGUUUGCCGCAUUUUUCGGACUGCUCAGGAAGUUCCACCCCCGUGAAGAGCAAGCCAAAGGGGGGAAGCGGAAGACCGGCAAGCGAAUCGGAUUCGUUAUAUAAACCCGUCAGCAGCGAUGAUAAAACAGUCCACAAAAAUGCACUUCGCGAAGGAGACCCCUCUGUAGUGUCACCAAAAGAGUUGAAAGGGAAAAAAAAAAUUACGCUUAACGAUUUAUUCGUGCACAAAAAUGACAUGAAGGUUGGGAACAGCGCCGCAAAGGAUGAGGCGUCUAUAGAUAAAAAUUUAAAAAAAAUGAAACUCCUUUUAGAGAAGAAUAGAAAUGCCCCAAACAGGGACACCGUAUACAACGAGGAAGACAGCAGUAGCCUUACUACGAAUGAACAUAAUAAAAUUUUUAGAAAGUACUUUUUUGACCACUCCAGCAAAAUAAAUGACAAAUUGUCUUACAAUAGUGGCUUCACAAACGAGGAGGAAGAAAGAAGGGAGCCCCACGAACAGCUCGGGAAGGCCUCCUUUCUAACGGACUACCCCAAGCGGGAUAAGCAAACUGGGGGAGAUGAAAAGGGACGAGGUGGAACGGAACGAGGUGAAACGGAACAAGAUGCAGGGGUCCCACUGGGAAGAGUCCAUGGGGAUGCACCCAUGAACGUUUCAGCGGAAAGGUAUGUCUCAUCCAGGGGGGCCUCGACAAAAGCUCCCAAGAGUAAACCAUCAGGGGGAAUAUCUACCCCCAUAAGGUAUCCUCCCCCAGUGAUAGGUAAAUCAAACUGCAACCUUUCCAAAUCCAUUUCUCACAGGCUGACGAACGAGAUGGGAUUCCAUACGAAGGGUGAUUACCCAUCCAGGGCGUCAAAAAAUGGAAAGGAGACCACACCAAAUGAUAGAGCAAAAACUGGCACAAGUAGCAACGUCCCCACGAUGGGCAACACGCCGUUUAGACGUCAUGGGGGGGAAGGACCAUCCGCAUUAAACACACGCAGCGGUGAACUAAAUAGGAACAGCACACUCAGCGGUGAACUGAAAAGGAACAGCACCAUCGGACGAAGCAGCAACGACGACGAGUCUGCAAAGAAUAACGCAGAUUGGAGAACCCGCUCGAAGAUAUCUCCCCUGGGCAACGACCACUUAAACCCCUUUGGCAAAAACUGGGACUUCAUAAUAAAUUUCAAUUUUGACGAAUUAUUUAACAGCUGCGAAAAUGUGAUCGAAUCGAUUUUCUCGUCGACCAAGAAGAUGAAAUAUAGACAGGCGUUUGUCGAUGGCAAGGUGGAAACGUUAUUUGAAGACGGCUUACGAAUCAUUGAGAAAAACAGAAACAAGAAAAUUGUGGACCCCACGAAUUUGACCAUUUAUCUUUACCCCAGUAAGGACUACCGUGCGCAGUUGCCUAAUUCGUACACGCUAUUCCGCUUUGUCAACAAAGGCAUAUACCAAGUGAACAUACCGAAUAAGUGCCAACUGAAUAAAUUUCCGAAUGGCCAAAUAGACUGCAAAUACACCGAUGGGCACACGCAAAUUUUAUUUUGCGAUGGGCGAAGGAAGGAGAUUCUACCUAACAAGGAGGAAUACGCCAUCCUGCGAAACGGUACGAUCAAAAAGCUCAGUUAG
Plasmodium vivax (malaria parasite P. vivax) is the source of this 4323-nucleotide messenger RNA. RefSeq lists its product as hypothetical. Lineage: Eukaryota; Apicomplexa; Aconoidasida; Haemosporida; Plasmodiidae. The record is from RefSeq and is a predicted model, not a curated record. Gene Ontology annotation, cellular component: nucleus; centriole; centrosome. Gene Ontology annotation, molecular function: tubulin binding. Gene Ontology annotation, biological process: centriole elongation; cilium assembly. The transcript has 4 exons. Bases 1 to 4323 code for a protein of 1440 amino acids.